AUGAGGAAGAAGGUGGAUUCGCGGAUCCGCACGCUAGUGGAGAACUGCGUGAAGCUGCACCAGCGGGCGAUGUUCGUGGUGGUGGGAGACAAGGGGCGGGACCAGGUGGUGAACCUGCACUACCUGCUGAGCAAGACGCUCGUCGCCAAGCGGCCGUCCGUCCUGUGGUGUUACAAGAAGGAGCUGAUGCUGAGCAGUCACAAGCUGAAGCGCCAGAAGCAGCUCAAGAAAAUGGUCCAGAGGGGCCUUCUGGAUCCAACCAAAGAGGACCCCUUCGUAAUGUUUGUGGCCUGCACAGACAUUCGCUACUGCUACUACCACGAAACUCACAAGAUACUGGGUAACACGUUUGGAAUGUGCGUACUACAGGAUUUUGAGGCCUUGAACCCCAACCUCCUGGCCCGCACCAUGGAGACAGUGGAAGGCGGGGGCAUGGUCAUCCUGCUGCUGUCAACUCUCACCUCCCUGACUCAGCUGUACAACUUGACCAUGGAUGUGCACUCUCGCUUCAGGACAGAAUCACACCAGAAAGUGACAGGUCGAUUCAAUGAGCGGCUCGUCCUAUCCCUGGCUUCCAACCCCAACUGCAUUUUGAUGGACGAUGAGUUGAACAUCCUGCCCACGUCCACACUCGUCAAAUACAUCCUUCCCAUUCCAACGAAAGCUGAUGGCACGCCACUGAAGGACCCCAGGGAUGCCCAUUCAGCGGAGCUCAAGGAACUAAAGGAGUCACUGAAGGAUGCUGAGUGCAGCCUGCUGGUUCUCUUGUUGCACGGUGUCGUACACUCGACCAGGCAAGGGCUGUGGUGA
Messenger RNA from Ostreobium quekettii, 810 nucleotides. The record is from the annotation of a GenBank genome assembly. Lineage: Eukaryota; Viridiplantae; Chlorophyta; Ulvophyceae; Bryopsidales; Ostreobiaceae.